This is a messenger RNA of Mercurialis annua (annual mercury), 829 nucleotides long. Its product is annotated as rac-like GTP-binding protein RAC13. Gene Ontology annotation, biological process: regulation of actin cytoskeleton organization; actin filament organization; regulation of cell shape. Gene Ontology annotation, molecular function: GTP binding; protein kinase binding; GTPase activity. Lineage: Eukaryota; Viridiplantae; Streptophyta; Magnoliopsida; Malpighiales; Euphorbiaceae. Gene Ontology annotation, cellular component: cell projection; cytoplasmic vesicle; plasma membrane. The record is from RefSeq and is a predicted model, not a curated record. The transcript has 7 exons. The coding region runs from base 21 to 614 and encodes 197 amino acids.
AAUAUGUAAAAAGCUAGAGGAUGAUAACUGCAAAAUUUAUCAAAUGUGUGACUGUUGGGGAUGGGGCUGUAGGAAAAACCUGCAUGCUCAUUUCUUACACUAGCAAUUCUUUUCCUACGGAUUAUGUUCCAACAGUAUUUGACAAUUUCAGUGCUAAUGUGGUGGUAGAUGGAAGUACAGUGAAUCUUGGAUUAUGGGACACAGCUGGACAGGAAGAUUAUAACAGGCUGAGGCCACUAAGUUACAGAGGAGCUGAUGUAUUUUUAUUGGCUUUUUCUCUCAUUAGUAAGGCCAGUUUUGAGAAUAUUUACAAAAAGUGGAUCCCUGAGCUAAAACAUUAUGCUCCAAAUGUGCCAAUUCUACUUGUUGGGACUAAGCUUGAUUUGCGGGAAGAUAAGCAGUACUUGAUCGAUCAUCCGGGAGCAACACCCAUAACAACAGCUCAAGGUGAGGAGCUGAGGAAACUGAUCGGUGCGGUCACUUACGUCGAGUGCAGUUCUAAGACUCAGCAGAAGGUGAAGACCGUGUUUGAUUCCGCAAUAAAAGUAGCUCUCCGACCGCCAAAUCCGAAGAGGAAACCGCGUAAACAAAAAACUUCAUGCUUUUUCCUCUAGCUCAAACUCUGCCACAGCAAAAUGUCUCAUAUAUAUACAUAGUUGAUUCUUCUUGAGAUUAUAAUUUUCCAUACAAUGCAGAGUUAUUUGAUGUUGUUCAGGCCAUGUAAAAUAUACAUAGAACAAGAACCUCAAUUACCAACAUAGAGUUCUUAUUAUACGCAUUUCAAAUUUUUCAUUGGAUAUUAAUAUAAAUCAAAAUUCAAUUCAAGCCA